Molecule: messenger RNA, 7354 nt
Organism: Orcinus orca (killer whale)
Lineage: Eukaryota; Metazoa; Chordata; Mammalia; Artiodactyla; Delphinidae
Gene: GAREM1
Product: GRB2 associated regulator of MAPK1 subtype 1
Exons: 6
Coding region: 418-3048 (876 amino acids)
Biological process (GO): epidermal growth factor receptor signaling pathway; cellular response to epidermal growth factor stimulus
Molecular function (GO): proline-rich region binding
Source: RefSeq, a predicted model, not a curated record
CUCACACGCUCCAGGCGGAGGGAAGGAGGGGUAAAAGAAGGAGGAGGCGAGCGGGCGGCCGCCGCAGCUGCAGACCCGGGGCCAGAGGAGGAGGCGGAGCGGGAGCCGCCGCAUACACCCCGGCCGCCGCCGCCCGCCGCCGCCGGCUUGCUGCGAGUCCUCUCCAGGCUUGAGGGCACGCGGGGCGCCUGGCCAUGUCCCGCAGCGGCAGCUGAGCCGGCCGCGGGCCCCCUCCCUCCCCGCCGCCGCGCCCCCGGGCUGCCCGCGGCCAGAGUGCCCUGCGCCUUCCGCGCGCCCCAGACCGCAAGUGCGAGCAGCGGCGGCCGCCGAGGCGCGGGUGGUGCAGGCGGCGGCGGCGGCGGCGGCGGCGGCGGCGGCGGCGGCGGCGGGAGCGCGGGGCCGAAGGAGGCGGGGAAGAUGGACCCGGCGCCCUCGCUGGGCUGCAGCCUCAAGGAUGUGAAGUGGAGCUCCGUGGCCGUUCCGCUGGACCUGCUGGUCAGCACUUACCGACUGCCCCAGAUCGCGCGGCUGGACAGCGGAGAAUGCAUAGAAGGGCUGCGGGAAAAUGACUACCUUCUGAUUCAUUCGUGCCGUCAGUGGACCACCAUCACUGCCCAUAGCUUGGAGGAGGGGCACUAUGUCAUUGGGCCAAAGAUAGAGAUUCCGGUACAUUAUGCAGGGCAAUUCAAGCUGCUGGAACAAGACCGAGAUAUAAAGGAGCCAGUGCAAUAUUUCAACAGUGUGGAGGAGGUGGCUAAAGCAUUUCCUGAACGCGUGUACGUCAUGGAGGAAAUAACAUUCAACGUGAAGGUUGCUUCAGGUGAAUGCAAUGAAGACACCGAAGUUUACAACAUCACCCUUUGUACGGGAGAUGAACUCACUCUCAUGGGCCAGGCAGAAAUCCUUUAUGCAAAGACUUUCAAGGAGAAGUCACGACUCAACACCAUCUUCAAAAAGAUCGGGAAGCUCAAUUCCAUCAGCAAGCUGGGGAAAGGCAAAAUGCCGUGCCUGAUUUGCAUGAAUCACCGGACCAACGAGAGCAUCAGCCUCCCAUUCCAGUGCAAGGGCAGGUUCAGCACCCGAAGCCCUCUGGAGCUUCAGAUGCAGGAGGGCGAGCACACCAUCCGCAACAUUGUGGAGAAAACCAGACUUCCCGUGAACGUGACCGUGCCCAGCCCUCCGCCGAGGAACCCGUAUGACCUCCACUUCAUCCGGGAGGGGCACCGCUACAAGUUUGUGAACAUCCAGACCAAGACAGUGGUGGUUUGCUGUGUGCUGCGGAACAACAAGAUCCUCCCCAUGCACUUCCCUUUGCACUUGACUGUCCCCAAGUUUAGCCUCCCAGAACACCUGGUGAAGGGGGAAGUAUGGCCUGAAACCCUGGUCCAUCACUGGCUGGGUAUCUGCCAAGAACAGUUCGACAUCGAUGAGUAUUCACGGGCGGUCCGCGAUGUGAAGACCGACUGGAAUGAGGACUGUAAGAGCCCCAAGAAGGGCCGGUGCACUGGCCACAACCACGUUCCCAAUUCCCUUAGCUACGCUCGCGAUGAGCUCACCCAGUCCUUCCACCGGCUCUCCGUCUGUGUGUAUGGCAACAAUCUCCAUGGCAACAGUGAGGUGAACCUCCACGGCUGCAGGGACCUGGGGGGAGAGUGGGCCCCCUUUCCUCAUGACAUCCUGCCCUAUCAGGACUCGGGUGAUAGUGGGAGCGACUACCUUUUCCCAGAAGCUAGUGAAGAAUCAGUGGGCAUCACAGGGAAGUCAGAACUUCCUUAUGAAGAGCUGUGGCUGGAAGAAGGCAAGCCCAGCCAUCCGCCUCUCACUCGCUCCCUGAGCGAGAAGAGCAGAUGUGAUCAGUUUCGAGGUUCUGUCCGGUCCAAAUGUGCACCUUCUCCCCUUCCUGUCCCCGGAACUCUGGGAGCAGCAAUGAAGUCUUCAGAGAUUGCCCUACCUCCACCUCCAGUGCCUCCCAAAUCUGAAGCCGUCAGGGAAGAAUGCCGGCUCCUGAACGCCCCGCCUGUCCCGCCCCGCAGCGCAAAGCCUCAGUCCACCAGCCCCUCGGUCCCUCCUCGCACAGCCAAGCCGGCGCGGCAGCAGACUCGCUCUCCCAGCCCCACCUUAUCCUACUAUUCUUCAGGGCUGCACGACAUCAGCAUUACUAAAAGUGACACGAGUCCUCCUGAAAGCGCUCCCGUUUCCUGCUACCCGUGUAACCGAGUGAAAGCAGAUUCCAUGGACCCCAAGUCCCCGUUUGGCAGUCCCAGUGCUGAAGCUCUGUCCUCCAGGCUCUCAUGGCCUAAUCAUUAUUCGGGAGUGUCAGAGACCCAGACCAGGAGCGACUUCCUGCUGGAUCCGAGCAGGAGUUACAGUUACCCCCGACAGAAGACGCCGGGCACGCCCAAGAGAAACUGCCCGGCAGCCUUCGACCUCGACGGCCACGAGCUGGCGGCCAGCCCACCCGGGCCCGGGCCCACGGAGCCCGGCGGUAGUGCCCCGGGGUGUCCCAAGUCGGCCAGCUACUCUCUGGAGAGCACGGGCGGGAAGACCCUGACUGCAGCCCCCACCAAGCAGAGCAUCUCGUGCCCCGCCUUGCCUCCCAGGGCCCCGAGGCCAGUGGAAGAGAAAGCCGCCCUCGACACCCUACCUUUGCCUCUGCAAAUCGAUGGUGCUGAGGAAGACCCCGAGUCUGGGUCGCCGGACCUCUCCGAGGACCCGUACUUUGUUCAGAAGGGCACGCAGGACAUCUUCUCCAUGUCUUACCCCUUCUCGUCACCCCUCCACCUCCAGCUGGCCCCCCGCUCCUGUGGUGACGGGUCCCCGUGGCAGCCACCCGCCGACCUGUCGGGACUCUCCAUAGAGGAAGUGUCCAAGUCCCUGCGGUUCAUAGGGUUGUCCGAGGACGUCAUAGCAUUCUUUGUGACCGAAAAGAUUGACGGAAACUUGCUUGUUCAGCUCACGGAAGAAAUCCUCUCCGAGGAUUUCAAACUGAGCAAACUGCAGGUGAAGAAAAUCCUGCAAUUCAUUAAUGGCUGGAGGCCCAAAAUAUAGCCAAAUAACCCCAGGUAGCAUUGAAAAAAACAGAUAAAUGUGUGUUCUAGAAGGGGAGGGCUGGGACACAGUUUCACAUUUUUUUUGCACUAAAAACUUUCUCUGUAAAUAGGGAUAAGAGAAAACUCUUACUAUGCAGAUUAUGAUUUUGAAUGGUGAACAGGCUAUUUUGUACAUCAAUAAAAAUGCUGUACAGAACACUUAGAGGUGUGCCUUGUACAUCACUCAACACUCAACAGCUGCUAAAAGACAAAAGGCAUGCUCAGAGAAAUAACUGUUACCCAAGUAGGUUUAUGCGAGAAGUUGUGAUAUUUAUUUACAAAAUAGCCAAAGCUGAAAGACAUAAGAAUCUUUAAAAAACAAAAAAAAAACACCUUUGAACAAUUCCCUCCUUUGGGAGAAUCAACUUUAGACAAUUUAUUCUGUGCUCUGUUGUUCGGAUUGCUCAGUGCUAAUUGUUUUACUCUUGUGCCUGAAAAUGUUAGUGAUACGAAAUGACACUGCAGUGUUAUGUGCUUGGUGGGGAUCUUUUUAUCAAGAGGCAUUUUACAAAAGUCAUGUGCUAGUAGAGAGGAUCUAUGAUGUCCUUAGGAAUAAUAAAUCAUGACCACAAUAAUUUAUCUGUAACUGCUGCUAAUUUUACUGAGCAGAGAUAAAGAAGACCAGAAUAUAUACGUAUAUGUAUAUUUACACAAUACAAAUGUAUGUUUUAAACAUCGGUAUGAGUCUGAUCUUUUAGAUAACAUCUGUUCACUUUCAAAUAUCCAUUGAAGUUUGGGGCCGUUAAUUAACUCGACUCUCUUAGGAAAUGGGACAGAAUGAUUCCAAAGAUUCUCAGAACCCUGUCCCUCGAAGCUCAGUCUUAUCAGGCUCCAUCACAGAAAACUUGGAACAAAUCAGUAGAGAGUCUGUAUUGAAGAAUUAAGUUUGAUUUUAAACCUAUUACAGGCUGGGUUUUACAUAGAAUACUCCCAUGCUGAUCAGUGUCUGGGGAAAUGACCAUUUCUGUCGAGUGAUAAUUCUUCUCGGGUUUGAGGGUCUUAUUCUCCUGGUAUGUGGUGAUGAGGGGUCUGGAGAGCAUUUCUCAGAGCGUGUCAGGUGUUCUCAACAUGCUUUGUGCUUUAGGAGAGCUCAGAAAUCAGACAUACCAUCCUCUGCUUUGAUAUGUGCUACAUCUGUUGCAUCAUUUUUUAAAGUAUCAAUAAGAGUACUUGUUUAGUUCAGAAAUCUUCUCUCCUCUCUUCCAAAGAAAAUACAUGAUUACCGUACUUUCAUUCCAACAACCCCAGGACCCAGUCUGACAGUUUUUGCCAAACGUGAAUAAAUACUCCAAAAUAUAAUGGCAUCAACAUAAUUCUUGACUUUUUGAAGGAAUAUAAAUCUUAGAAAAGUUUUUGUUCUCCGAGCAGCAUAUCGUCCCUAGCCCUGUCUCCCCAAGAGUCUGUCCCCACAUUCGAGAUGGGCAGACAGCCACCCAGGUGUCAGUGUGACUUGCAGGACUGGCUUGUAUGUUAUUAUCCACUCUUCUUGCUCAUCAGAAUAAAUACACAAAUGGAAAGACAAGACCCACCAGUCUAGUUUUGCAGACCUGUUCAACAUAUGGCUUCAUUUCUGGGCAUUCAAGAUAUUUUUAAUCCAUCUCAUUGUUUAGAAUUGGGGUGAAUUGAUACCUUUUCUCAUUUUCCAUCUUAAAUCUCUUUUUUUUAAAAAAAGCAUUUUCCCCCCAACAUGUCUCCCAAAAUGCAAAUACUCUAGGUUAAAAGUGCCCCAUAAAAGAGUACCCUGUAGAAUCUAUCAAACUGUAGCACCUCUUCAAAAGUAACUGACAAGUUUAUAUAGAAGUUUCUAGUACUGCACUCAGAUGACAUGCAGCGCCUCCAUGACUUUCAUGUUGAGAAAGCAUCCUUCUGUGUGAGGGGCAACUCCCUAGGUAAAGCUAACCUCUCAGAACUUUCCUUUAAAAUAAAAACAAAGGAUGAUGUUGAAACGUUGCAAGUUUUCUUUGGCAAAACCCUGCUGAAUCCAUCCGUGAAUCCUUAGUGCUUGUAUGCUUUUCUCAGUUCAAGAGGGAGGAAUGAGUGGGUUUGAGUUUACUAUGACAGUUGCCCCACAUAAACAACUGAUUCCUUUUAUCUUUUUUUCUUUUUGUUUGUUUUUUUUUUCUUUUGCAAAACCUCGACACAAAGUCCUUUUUGUUUUUUGUCUUGGCAUAUGUACGUUGAGUUUAUAUCGAUGGCAACAUAGAGACUCCUUGAGGGCAGGGACUAUGGCCUUUCAUUCACAUACUCAAAAUUCACAGCCUCAUCUGUGUGCCGGGCACUAUGCUAGUAUGACUUGACAGGCUGAUAAAAAGACAGUUCCUGCCCUCUUGGAACUCAUAAGGUUUAUGUUUAAAACCACAGUUGUUGAGACUGGGUAUGUGCAAGAGAGACAUGAGCUCUCCUGGCAGUUGGAUGGAUGGAGAGUUAAGUGUGCCCUGUCCCUCAAGAACCCACAGAAGGAAGAAAUGGCAGCCUCUAUCAACAGGGUAUAAAAGAAAAACUACAAGACCAUUGAAACUCGGAAAGCAUUGGAGGCAGCAAGUAUCUCUGACUCCCACUGACUAGUGUUCUUUUCUACUGAUUGGACUUUUUUUUUUUUAAAUUGGUAGUAAGUAUCUUCUGGUAUCUGUAAAGCCACAUGGCGCCCUUACUAGACAAGGCACGCAUAGCCAGAGAGAAUCAAGACAAGGAAUGCAGAACAGGGGUAGGAAGGAAACAGCCCUUCCCUUCUGAGCUGCGAUUUUUGCAGUGAAAAGCAGUGUACAGAGAUCCCCACAUGCAGAACCUUUUCUAACCAACCAGGUCAAGACUGAGGACAUCUUCUGGCAGGUUCCCUGCAAUCUGUGCACUGACCCCUGUGCUUGGGGAGAGUGUCCAAACGGCACUCUUUCUUGGAUUCCUUAAAUGCAUGGCCAAAACCAUCGUGACCCCCUUAAGAAAUACAGCAAUAAACCAAACCAAGCAGCUAAAAUGUAAAACGUGGGCCUGAUUCAUGUUGGGACGGAGCACUGAAACACAGAUCAAUUCUUUCUCAGAAUCGCAUCAACGCCUGCACGUUCUCUCUCUUUUAAGUUGAGCUGCUCAACUUUAUGAGCUGUGAAAUUUACAUUUAGACCCUUUCAACCCACAUAGAACAUUCACAUUUAUGGAGUUGCAGCGAGCUGCCCACUCGGCUAAAUUGCAGUGUUUAUUCUUGUUUCACGUAGAAAUAAAACAAUCUUACAGGGAAAUAUUAUGACUGUCCAUUCCAACUGUUUUCAGACGUGGGUAAAUACCCUCUGCCGACAUUCCAGAAGCACCUGCACACCGUGCACACGACUCCUCGAGAAGUUCAGGGGGUGGGGGUGGAUGAAUAGAGGGCUCUUCAUUUUCCAAACACACUGUAUCACAAAUCACUACUCAUCAUGCCUAAAGAGUAUGAGCUUAACAUUUGGAAUAACAAACUGAAAAAAAACACAGUUCUCCAAAGACCACUGUGAACGAUUGAAAGAAAAUUUCAACUUCAGUCCAUCAGAAAAGUGAAAUCUGCUGUUGGACACACAAGACUUUCAGAAACUAUGACCAUUAAUCCCAAUUUUCUAGGAAUACAAUGGCACCAGGCUGCUAGGGCAAGAAAAGUAAGAUGCCCAGAGUGCAAAUGAUGGAAAGUAGGAUUUUUAUACUGUGGGACUGUAAUAGUGUGGAAUUCUUAUGACCACUUCUUGUCCAAUCACAUCGUUUAGUCUUCAGAACUUGGUGUUUUAAAAUUUGUCUCAUUGUGAAAGCUAGAAACAAAGGGUAAACGUGAUUUCUGUUAAAAGUAUAUACAAAUAUCUUCUGUAAUUUUGCUGCUCUAAUUUUUAGGCUAUGAGUUUUGUAAUGAGCUUAUCAGAUGAUGAAUUUCCUUUGUUUACAAUCUCAUGUAGUAGGGCUCAGAUCAUUUCUUAGCUAUAAACCUCUUCUCCCAUUUUCAUAUUAAGCUCCAUUUAAAAUAUUGCUUAAGCUAAGCCUAAAAGUUGAAUUCAAUUAGUCAAAAAUUGGGGAGUUUUCCUUGACUUAAAUGAAAAUGGUAUAUUCUUUUCAAAGACUUUUGUAACCAUCUUUACAGUUACUUUGCUUGGAAAAGUGGGGUUGUUAACUACCAGUUAACAGUUGCAUUAUUUCCAGAGCAUUGUCUAUGGGCCCAAUGUGUACCUCAAGAUAAACAUGGUAUGUUUUGUCUAAAAAAAUUCGUUGUUGAUUUAAAUGGUUCUGAAAUGUCUAUAAAUAAAGAAAUUUUAAAAGUU